AGAAUCACACGCACACAUUGUCCAACACAAGGGUUUCAAAAAAAAAAAAUUGUAAUUUCUUUUCUUUUUAACCUUUUUAUUCAUCGAAGCAUGCAUUAUAAAGGUAGCUGUAGAUGUCAAUAAAGCAUAUAACACUACCCUCUUUUUCUAAUAUGUGUUGGAUGGUCCCCAAUUGGGAAAAAAAAUAAUAUAUUAACCUUCCACACCUAGUGUGUGCCAUUGGGAAAUUAAGAUGUAAACUACAAGAAAGACCACCAGGCUUCAUUAGUAUUUAGUAGUAGGCAGGUGAUUGUUCAGUAUGUGGUAUGAACAAUUUGAUAAAAUCCCUACUAACUAGUCUAGUUGGCGUGUCAACAGGGUCUGGCAACACAUGGUAGCGGAUGCGCCAUACCUUUAUUCUUUUCAUCCUUCACAAUAUGAUGCGGUUAAAUUCUGGCAUCUUUAUUUUCUUCUUUUUCUUUUUCUUUUUUUUUUUUCUCUUUUUGUCUCUAAAAUGAAGAGAGUUCUUCUUUCAAAAGGGCUAUUCUUGUCUAAUUAUAAAUUUGAUGAAACUUAAGUUAAAGAAUUAGACAUAAGUAGAACUUUCAGCAUGUUAUUUUACUUUCCGGCUACUAUUCCUGUUUCCUCUUCCUUAGUGAAGCUAUACAUUCGAGUAGCAAAAUCGAUUAGUCUGGAAGAAGCCUACUAGAGGUUUUGAUCUGCCUGAUGUUUUGCAACUCAAUAAUGAGAAAGAUAAGAUGAUUACAAGUUCAAGAGAAAAGGGUUUUCAAGCAAAGCAAGAGGGUGAUGCUAAUGACAAUAAUAAGAAGUUCUCCAAGGCACCGUCCACUUCAAGACAGUGGUCAGCAUUUAGGAAUCCAAGAAUUGUACGCGUUUCGCGUUCUUUCGGAGGAAAAGAUAGGCAUAGCAAGGUUUGCACUAUAAGAGGAUUGAGAGACAGGAGAAUCAGGCUUUCUGUUCCCACAGCGAUCCAGUUAUAUGAUCUUCAAGAUAGGCUUGGUUUAAGUCAGCCUAGCAAGGUAAUAGACUGGUUGCUUGAUGCAACUAAAGAUGACAUUGAUAAGCUUCCACCGCUCCAAUUGCCUCAAGGAUUUGGUCAAUUCCAUCAACAGAUGCUAGUUUCUCAUGAAUCAAACUCAUCUCAAUCUUCUCUUGCUCCUUUCUUCGAUGUAAAUUCAACAUUCAACAAGGAUAUUGGGUUUCAUUCAUUAGGGAUAAAGGUCAAUAAUAGUAAUCUUGAUGGUGACCACCAAAACAGUAUAAUAAUGGGAAAAACAAAGUAUUGGGAAGCAGAAGCAGAAACUUCAAUGAGAGCUACAAGUAGUAGUACAAGUGAGAAAGGAAAAUGGGUCAGAACAAAUGAUCAUGAAGAAAAUCAAGAUGGGGUACUUUCAGCUCAAAAAUUGUUCCCUCUUGCUUCUACUCAUUCUUCCUUUCCUGGCUUGCUAAACAACCCCAUUCCUUUCAAUUCACACUAUCAUUGGGAUGCUUCAAAUUUAUCUUUAUCUCAAUUUGGAACAAAUCAUGGAAUGAUCAUUCCUCAACCAGAAAAUUCUGCACUCGACAGCAACACUAGUACUGUUGCAUUGCCAGCUUUCUCCUCGGGUUCUCAGUUCUUUUUAUGUCCUCCGGCAACAGUAUCAUCUUUGUUUCCACAAUAUCCUCCUUAUGUUGCCACUCCGUUGGAGAAUAAUGAGCCGAGGGAAACAAACCAUUUUCAGUGGUUGACUUCAUCAUCAGCUAAUAAUCCAAUGAAGAAUUUCUCGUUGGGUGUAAAUCCAGGGCUUGUUCAUCAUCAUUCUCAAAGGAGUAGUGCAAGCCAACCUGACAAAGAUAAUGCAGCCGAUACUUAAUGCGAUUCAUGGCCAGCUAUGACUUUUCUCCUGCUAUUGCUCAAUUAGUUCAUCUUGACUGCAUACCUCUGAUCUUCAGCAUGGUAUAGAGAAAGUGCAGUGUCCUACUGUGCUGAAAUUCUCUUUCUUUAUAUUUGCUACAUUAAGACAAUUCUUGAAAUGGCACCUCUGAUCAUUUCAUGCCUCAAGUUUACUCAAGGCCUUGUCAUAUACAAGCAAAUAUAUCACCUGGGACAGGAUCUGUUUCUUUCUCAUUGGAGAGCAAGGAAUUUUCCAAAAUAAUACAAGUAAGAAACUAAAUACUUUCUUCUCUCAUGUGUCAGUUACAUUUAAGUAUACAAAUUAAUUAUCUGCAGACAGUGAUUCGGACGAGUUAAAGUUUGUAAUAUGGCAAUCUUAUAUACAUUUGCAAUUUGGGUAUUAAUUUGUUUCUGUUGCUAACAAUUCGUAAUCUGAAUACUAUGUUGAUGCACAUUAAUUAA
Messenger RNA from Ricinus communis (castor bean), 2335 nucleotides. RefSeq names its product transcription factor TCP5. The record is from RefSeq and is a predicted model, not a curated record. Gene Ontology annotation, cellular component: nucleus. The transcript has 2 exons. Gene Ontology annotation, molecular function: sequence-specific DNA binding; DNA-binding transcription factor activity. The coding region runs from base 738 to 1853 and encodes 371 amino acids. NCBI's taxonomy places the organism in Eukaryota, Viridiplantae, Streptophyta, Magnoliopsida, Malpighiales, Euphorbiaceae.